This is a messenger RNA of Psammomys obesus (fat sand rat), 768 nucleotides long. RefSeq names its product tachykinin precursor 3 (gene Tac3). The transcript is spliced from 7 exons. NCBI's taxonomy places the organism in Eukaryota, Metazoa, Chordata, Mammalia, Rodentia, Muridae. Gene Ontology annotation, biological process: positive regulation of blood pressure; tachykinin receptor signaling pathway. Bases 193 to 546 code for a protein of 117 amino acids. The record is from RefSeq and is a predicted model, not a curated record.
UCCUCCUCCCCUCCAGCCACCCUGGGAUUGGUGACUCUCAGCCCCUCCCCUCGACUCCCCCAAACCCUCCCAGAACCUUUAUCAGGGAGCUGGGACUGGUUCCUUCCAAAGCCCCCUGCACUCCUGUUUCUCUCUCUGCAGCAGCACCAGCCGGAUCCCUGAUCUUGCCAUCCAUCCAGCUCCACAAGCACCAUGAGGAGCGGCAUGCUGUUUGUGGUCGUCCUUGCCCUCAGCUUGGCUUGGAGCUUUGGGGCUGUGUGUGAGGAGUCCCAGGAGCAUGGGGGUACUGGCAGGAGGCACAGUAAGGACUCUGCUCUCUCCCAGCUGCCCCCAUCCCUGCUCCGGAGACUCUACAACCGCUCAGUCUCUCUGGAAGGAUUGCUCAAAGUGCUGAGCAAGGCUAGCACAGGACCCAAGGAGACAUCACUUCCACAGAAACGUGACAUGCAUGAUUUCUUUGUGGGACUUAUGGGCAAGAGGAGCAGCCAUCCAGACACUGCCACUGAUGUGGCUGAGAAUGCCCCCAGCUUCGGCACCCUCAAAUAGGCCCCCGGUGCAGAAAAGGGCUGUACUUCUGAACAACAGGACUGCAUCACAGGGCCCACUGCAUGCUCUCCUGCUUCCUUUCCUCAUUUCCUGCCUGUGAGACCCUCCUGUGGAGACUUUCCUACUCAGCAUGAAAGUUACAAAUGAAUGCUCCCAUGGGCACUGCAUGUGUCCUGCAUUAAAAAUACAAUAUCCCCUCUUCAACAAUAAAGGGAUUUUAUA